AUAUCGGCUAUAAUGUCAUGUCAUACGUCUUCACCCUUUAGGUUCAUCCGCACUCAGACGCGGCCAACCUAUCGGGUCGAUCGGUGCGUAAGUUGAGACGUCGUCGCAAUAAGACCCGAUUGCCCCGAACCCGUCCCUGGAGUUUCCACUCGGACUGGACUGACUGGGAUUACUAUCAAACCCCACUUCAUGGCGAUUACGUGAGCUCUGAGGACAUCUACUACGAGGACGACAAGACUAUCCGCAAUCUGAUUGAGUUCGGAGAGAAUUACGAGACUUGGAUUACUAAUGAAGACAUCGAUGAUCUCAUUAGAGUAUCGACGCCAUUGUCUCCGCAAAGCCUGGAAAAAGAGACGAAACAAAAGGAACCGAUGGGUGAUGUGGAGGAGGAGGAGGUGGCAACACAUCUCCCGGUGCCCCGUAAGGCAACAAAGCGGUCAGCGAUGCGUUUGACGUUCACUUUGUUGAUAUACGCGACUCUGGCUCUGUUUGCCCUGACAUUCAGUCUAACCAAUUACUCGCCACACAUCCAGAAACUGUAUCGCCGGCCGCCACCCAUUUGAACAGCGCUACCAAAGCCAUAGGAACAGCGGCUCUCAUGACUGCAAAUCAUGUGUUUAUAGUAUUUCUUAUCUAAUAGUCCUUUAGAUGUCUGUACUCUUUAGACAUUAAUCCGAUUAUUGAAUGAAUUAUGGCUUAACUGUGACGAUAUGUUUUGCAAAAAAAGUGGUUAAUAUUUUAAUUGAUUUUAACAGAAAGUAUAGUUUGAGGCGAAAAGACACAAAUCUGUGAUGAAUAUAGAGAGCUCUUCAGGUUUUUAUGCCAAUUCACUGCCUGUUUAUACCGUUUCUUAGGUUUUUAAACAGAUUUUGUAUUAUAAAAAACUUAUUAUUUAUAAGUAUUGAGUCGAUUAGCGACUGAAGAAACCUUUUUUAUUAUUUACGAGAGUAUUGACUCAAAAACAGAGCCAAUAUUGAGGUCAAGUGCUCACUGUUUAACACCUCUUCCCUAUUAAAAACUGAACGAUUAAUUAAAUUCAUUUGUGUUCACAAAAUAAAACAGUUUUUUAAUACACAAAACAACAAGAAAAUAAUGAAUUCAGUUGUAUUUGUGAGCAAAUGAGUUGUAACUCCUAUUCCCUCAAUACAAUACUAACAAUGAAUGUAAUGCUUUGUAAAUGAGUGUAAUAUUUAGGUUAAGAUUAGAUUUUCAUUCUCCCUGUUGUAGCCGUACUUCAAAUGUACUCCAAUGUUAAGCCCAUUCGCGAUCUAAUCAAUACAUAUUUAACAUAUAUUACUAAUACCUGUAUUGUAUUGACUAUAACUAUAACCCAAGUGGUGGCAGAUAUUUAAACGCAAGACAUGUGUGUCUUUACUUAUGGUAACGCCAUUUAACACAAUAUGAUAGCGAAUCAUAUAUUAUGUGCUCACAUGACAUGAAUUAUGAAUUAUUAGGGAAUUAUAUCCGCGAUUCAAUCCAAUUACCAAUAAUUUUCCAAUUAAUCGAACUUAAAGUUAACAAAAAGUUUAAUUCAAACUUCAAAUUAUAAUUUUGUACGAAAAAGCCCUUCAAACCCUUAUAAGAGUCCCUAAAAAGUGUUCUCUAAAUCCAAUUUUUUGAUUGCAAAUUAUUUUAUUUAUAAUAAUUUCUCAUUAUUUAUAAAUUCAUUUUUAUCGAAAGUUUCCAUAAAAUCGAAAUCAAAACAUGAAAUUCCGUUUGAAUUAAUGGAUUGUUUUUUCCAUAUUUUUUUAUUGCCGAAAAAAAAUCUCAAAAAAUAUAAUUUAGUUUUGUUGACUGAAUUGUCAUCGUUUUUAAUAUAAUUUAAUUUCCGAUAAUUUAUUGGUUUCCACUCUAUUUUCAAUUGUGUUUUACUUUUGUAUGCCUUAAACCCCUUUGCGAAGCGUUUAACGCUUUACUCUCUUAUUCAACGAAAUAAUUGUCUGUAUUUUCUGUGUUUAAAACUUAUUCUCUCGAG
Molecule: messenger RNA, 1975 nt
Organism: Oppiella nova
Lineage: Eukaryota; Metazoa; Arthropoda; Arachnida; Sarcoptiformes; Oppiidae
Source: the annotation of a GenBank genome assembly